Messenger RNA from Parnassius mnemosyne (clouded apollo), 849 nucleotides. The record is from the annotation of a GenBank genome assembly. NCBI's taxonomy places the organism in Eukaryota, Metazoa, Arthropoda, Insecta, Lepidoptera, Papilionidae.
AUGAUACGUUUGUACUUAGAAAAUGGUGUUGCUUAUGUUUGGAAUGCGAACGAUUGGCACUUACUUCGUACAAAACAUCGAGUUUGUGGUUCUUUAAUAGGCUCAGUUCCUUCUUUACCGCGACAAAAUGAUUUUCAAGGAUUGCCAAUGGCAUUAAUGUCUGAAGAAACGGCUUUGUUAGUUGAAUUGGGUAUUUGUGAGUUAUGUGUUGCAAAGAAUAUUAAUGAAAACCCUUCAGAAGAAGAAAAACUAAAUAUAAAAAAUUAUGAACAAAGGAUUUUAGACGAGCAAACAGAAGCCUUUAGGAAAAAGAAAAUUGAACAAAUGUCACAGAAAAUUGAUAUUAUUGUUGCAGGAAAGCAGCAAAAGUUAUUACUUAAAGGGAUUACUAAUGUUCAAUUGGAUAAGCAAACAUUACUGCAAGAGGAAAUGAAUAAAUUCCCAAAUUUAGCGCCAUCACAGACAUUAGUGCAUUUACCAACAGAACAUCCUAGAGAAAUAGAGGUAACUACAGUACCAGUUGAUAUCUUACAGCCUAGUGUAGUGGACAAAGAAGGCAAAAUUCGCUAUAACAUUUUUAAGGACCUAUGGACAAAAGGCUAUUAUAUAACAACUGGAUCCAAAUUUGGAUCUGACUAUUUGCUUUAUCCAGGAGAUCCCGUGCGAUUUCAUGCAACAUACAUGGUGAGAUGUGUGUAUGAUGCAAUGACGUUUUUCCGCCCAACAAACUUUGUUGCAUUUGGUCGUCUAUCUGUGGCUGUAAAUAAAAUAGCUGUAUUAGCAUUCUGCAACAGAUACGGAAAUAUUGAGUAUCAAAGCCUUCAGUGGCAUGACAGUAUGAAUGGAUAA